AUGGCUGCGUGUGCAAUUCGUCGGGGUUUGCUGUCAAGUAUUAGCAGAUACAACAAGAAUCACACACACAGAAUUCUCGGUGUUAUUGAAUACAACAGCGGGUUAGAGUUGCUAAGACCUCGGCCACCAUGUACAGCUUGCAGUCCUUCCAACUUUCAGCAGAAGAGGUUCAUGUCGUCACGAAACAAGCCAGAGGGGAAAGUGCUGGAGACAGUUGGAGUGUUUGAGGCCCCAAAACAACAUGGCAAAUAUGAGACAGGCCAGCUUUUCCUACACAGUGUGUUUGGCUACAGAGGAAUAGUGCUAUUCCCCUGGCAUGCUCGACUCUAUGACCGGGAUGUCACUCCUACCCCAUCACAGAGCAAAGCAGAGUGUCCCGUAAGCCACGGCUCAAAGGAAGUCAAAGGAGAAACACACACCUACUACCAGGUGCUCAUAGACACUCGGGACUGCCCUCAUAUUUCUCAGAGGGCUCAGACUGAAGCCGUGACUUUUCUGGCCAAUCACGAUGACAGCAGGGCUCUAUAUGCCAUACCAGGUCUGGAUUACGUGAGUCAUGAGGACAUUCUGCCGUACAGUUCGACAGAGCAGGUUCCCAUUCAACAUGAACUGUUUGAACGCUUCCUCAUGUACAACGCUUCUAAAAACCCUCCCUUCACUGCAAGGGACACUCUGCAGGCCUGGCAGGAGAAGAACCACCCCUGGUUGGAGCUGUCUGAUGUUCACAGAGAGACCACUGAGAACAUUCGGGUCACAGUCAUCCCUUUCUACAUGGGCAUGAGGGAGGCUCAGAAUUCUCAUGUAUACUGGUGGAGGUACUCCAUCCGUUUGGAGAACAUGGGUAAUGAAGUGGUCCAGCUCAGGGAAAGACACUGGAGGAUCUUCAGUCUGUCUGGCACUCUGGAGACCGUCCGAGGCAGAGGGGUGGUCGGCAGAGAGCCUGUGUUGUCCAAAGAACAGCCAGCGUUUCAGUACAGCAGUCACGUCUCUCUGCAAGCACCCAGCGGACAUAUGUGGGGAACAUUCCGCAUCGAAAGAACUGAUGGCUCCCACUUUGACGUGCGCAUUCCCCCGUUUUCUCUGGAGAGCAAUAAGGAUGACAAAGCACCCCCUGCUGGUUAUACCUUCUAACUGCAGUGCUUUUGUAGUACCAAAAAGUCAGGCUUAGCAUCUUGAUCAUAUUGCUCCUUUCUCCACCUUUAAAAUUGUGUGAUUACUCCUGCCUUAGCAUCGGUGGCGUAAUUAAAGUGGCAAGAUCCAUUUUCUUCACUUUAGCCAUAUGUAUCAAAUGCUCAAGUUAUGGAAGUGUUUAGACGUGACUAAGUGGGUCAAAGACGUGAAUUGAAAUACUUUGGUGAAAGUGAUUUGAAGGUCUGAAGGAUUUUGGUCAGGCUAGACAGUUCUCCCAGCCACAGAGAUUUGCAGAAGCCAAGCGCGAGAACACUUUGUGAAGGGGUUUGUUUUCUCCUCUCUGUUUAUUUAAGCAAUGCUUUCAGUCAAUUAAUGACUGAAUAAGUCCAUAAAGGAGUCUGUUUUACAGCUUAUAAACUGUUGUUAUUGCAAAAAAAAAAUUCACUGUUUCAACUGUUCAGUCCCCACAUACACAUAUGCAAAUGUGAGUCUUUUUAGUCUGCUUGCCUGGUCUAUUCCAAAAGGUCUCAUUCCUUGGGGAGAAGAAGAAAAAUGGUUACCUGUUCAGGGGUGGUAUUCUUGGUGUUAAAGCAAAUGUCCAGUCCAAUAUGGAGGACUGCUGCUGUGUUGAUUAUGCAAGAGAUUAUUUGUGUGUUUGGACAGAAACAGUUCUGUUGCUGUCUGUUCAUUUCACACUGAGGAAAACGAGACUGUGAAAACUAACUUUUGGGAGGGAGAAAUUUUGAAAUAAAAAUUGUGACCUGUAAUGGGUUAACUGUAUACUGUAAAUAAGGUUGUUAAA
This is a messenger RNA of Chanos chanos (milkfish), 1933 nucleotides long. It is a transcript of the gene poldip2, whose product is annotated as polymerase (DNA-directed), delta interacting protein 2. The transcript has 11 exons. Gene Ontology annotation, biological process: error-free translesion synthesis. The record is from RefSeq and is a predicted model, not a curated record. Gene Ontology annotation, molecular function: DNA binding. Lineage: Eukaryota; Metazoa; Chordata; Actinopteri; Gonorynchiformes; Chanidae. The coding region runs from base 1 to 1131 and encodes 376 amino acids. Gene Ontology annotation, cellular component: nucleus; mitochondrial nucleoid.